GUACGGGUUUUGAAGUUUAUUGAAUGCAAAUCGAAGAAAAAUCAUAGGUACAAUUGCGAACCUGAGACGAAUCGAAAUUUUUAUAGGCCGCAAAAUAGAAACUUGAAAAACUAUCGAUCAAUUCGGUGCAGUCUGUGGUUCGGCUGUUGAACUAGCUUGAUUAUUGUUAAAAUAAUGGGUUUAUCGCAUAGUAUUUCCGUCCCAGGAGGAGGAACUGAAGGCUACCACGUACUACGGGUUCAGGAUAACUCUCCAGGUCAGAAAGCGGGACUGGAAGCAUUCUUUGAUUUUAUUCUUGCGAUUGGGAAUACUCGCCUGGAUCAGGAUAAUGAUACUUUGAAAGAAUUGCUGAAGGCAAACAUCGACAAAGAAAUUCAGAUGACGAUUUUCAGUAGUAAAACACAAAAUAUUCGGGUAGUCAAUAUUAGUCCCAGUACGACCUGGGGCGGCCAAGGUUUGCUUGGCGUUAGCAUACGGUUCUGCUCGUUCGAGGGAGCAAAUGAGAACAUUUGGCACAUCUUGGAAGUGCAUCCUUCUUCGCCAGCAGAGGAAGCCGGUUUGAUUCCGUUUACUGAUUACAUCAUAGGAGCAGAUUCAAUUCUACAUGAGAGUGAAGAUCUGUUCACGCUGAUAGCAUCGCAUGAGGGACGACCUCUGAAAAUGUAUGUGUACAACAUCGAGAAAGACGCCUGUCGGGAAGUCACGAUUACACCACACAGCAAGUGGGGCGGAGAAGGUAGUCUUGGCUGUGGAAUCGGUUACGGAUAUCUUCAUCGAAUACCUAUCAGGACGAUGCCGGUAGAUACCAAGACAACAGUACUGAGUCAAACCAUGACUUCGGUACCGACUUCCGUUCCCGCGGCAGACCCCAGCGUAAACGCGCCAAAUCGUCCAAUUCCUUUCAUCCCGAUGGUACCGCCUUUGGCCAACACAUUUGCAUCGAGUGCAGGGACCACCCACACGGAUUUGCUAACCGUAUCCCAGACGCCAACGGUCGACAGUACCACAAACACACUAACGCAUCAGUUUGCCAAUCUGAACACAUCGGAUCAGGCAAGUCAGGUUGUGAACGUUUCAGCUGCAACAGGGGGCGGUGAUGUACCGGCUACGCCGGAGAAGGUCAGCUCUCCACCGAUCAAUGUUGGAGAAACGUUCUACACACCUCCGACCGGAGCGGCUACCAAUGUUCCCCCCUCGCCAGCGUUGGACGUGGCUGCUUCAAUGUCGCCUACACCGACACCAAUCCCUAUGUAUUCGCAGCAAGCUCAACAGCAAAUACAAAAUCCCUACAGACAGCAGCAUCAACAGCCGGCGAAUUUGUCCUAUCCCACAAGUUUAUCUAGCAGCGGCACUACACCGACAACGGUAGCUCUCCCAAACGUGAAUCCAAAUAUUUUCGGUUCCAACAUUCCGCCACCGUCUUCGUUGGCUAGCGACUUUUAUCAGAUGUAUGGAAACACUUCGAGUACGGCGUCGGUUCCGAUGGAUAGUAGCUUUCAACCAGCCAACCUUUCCUACCCAAGCAACACUGCAGAUCAUCAGCAACACUACCAACCACAAACGUACGCAGCUGGACAAGCACCACCUCCAAUUCAAAUGUAUUCCACCUUCCCACAGCAAUUGCCCUCAGAUUUAGGUCAACAAGCGGCACCGCUUUUUCAAACGAGUGCCGUGACAACACCCAUAUCCCUACCCGGAAUGCCUCCCAUUACGGUUAGUGCCACAAUCCAAGCGGAAGCUCUACGAGGAUUGCAGUUCAACAACAAUCCCCAGCUGCAGCAGCAACCCACUGCUAGUGUAACGAUCCCGCAGCUACAGCAAUAACUAUAAGCUUCCUUGAACCGUUGGAAGUAACUGUACAUAGACGCGUUGGAAGCAUUCGUGCAGAUCCAUUUUUUGAAAGGUCUUCAUCUUACCCUUCUACUAACGGUGCCCUAAUGUUAUGAAAUGUGUUACAUUUUUGUGUUAAUCAAGUCUAUUAAUUUUUAUUCAGUACUAUACCGGAAAAUGAUCAGAUAAUUUAUAAGGGAAUGUCUAACAGACACUAACACUGACGUCGCCCUUGUUUCCGAAUGUUUUUCUUGUGUAAUUGGGAUAAUGGUGCGAAGCGAAAUGAGUCGUUUCUUCAUUUAAGUCGUUUCCCACGUGAAGACACAAGGAACAACCUGUUCAAAUAGCAAGAUGAUCUGAUACAAUUGAAGACGAACCACGAAUAUGGGUAAAGGGCGCUUAUCACCAUAUUUUCAAAGAGAUUUCUGCUUAUAACUAAGGCAUUUUUUCACUUUAAAAAACCCGAAACAAUCGAAGAGAAAAACUCGAAAUGGCUUAUAAUCAUGCGUCAUUUUCACAAUAACGACAGUCAAAUCAAUUUCAUAUUUGUUCGAAAAAUCAAUCGCCAUCAUGCACACUGAUGCUGUGCCUUGUGAUCUCGCCUGGGUAGCGAUUUAAUGCAGAAAAGCUUAAGGUUGAAAAACGUGUGGAGAUGAACACUGGAAACGGAAUUUUUAAGUUGAAAAUAUGUUGAAUAAGGCGUUUAUAAUGCAUUAGUUUAUCGUAUGUUUUAUCCACAUAUUUGAGCAAGCAGUAUCUAAAUAAAGAGAAUCAACAUAA
This is a messenger RNA of Topomyia yanbarensis, 2610 nucleotides long. It is a transcript of the gene Grasp65, whose product is annotated as Golgi reassembly-stacking protein 2. Gene Ontology annotation, molecular function: protein binding. Lineage: Eukaryota; Metazoa; Arthropoda; Insecta; Diptera; Culicidae. The transcript is spliced from 4 exons. Gene Ontology annotation, cellular component: Golgi apparatus. Gene Ontology annotation, biological process: Golgi organization. The coding region runs from base 175 to 1824 and encodes 549 amino acids. The record is from RefSeq and is a predicted model, not a curated record.